GGUCCUGCUCAACGGUUUUUGCUCUUUCGUCCCCAAUCCGGUCUCCGGGAGUCUCCGAGGCUCCCGGGAUCCGGCGUCUUCUUCACCGAAGCCCGGCUUUUCCUCUCCUCUGGAUCUGCGAGGCCGGCGGCUUACUGAGCGGAUACUGUAUCCCUAAACAAACCUCACCAGUAUGGCAGCGGGAGAUUAUGAUGAUCUACUCAAGUACUAUGAAUUAUAUGAAACUAUUGGGACAGGAGGCUUUGCCAAGGUUAAGCUUGCUCGCCAUGUUCUAACUGGAGAAAAGGUAGCAGUAAAAAUCCUGGACAAGCUUGCUCUUGGGAGUGAUUUGCCUCGUAUAAAAAUAGAGAUAGAGGCCAUGAAGAAUCUAAGUCAUCAGCAUAUCUGCCGCCUUUAUCACGUGCUGGAGUCAUCGAAAAAAAUAUUCAUGGUUAUGGAGUACUGCCCUGGAGGAGAAUUGCUAGACUACAUAGUUUCAAAGGCUCGUUUAUCGGAAGCAGAAACACGUGUAUUUUUUCGCCAGAUUUUAUCAGCAGUCGCUUAUGUGCACAGUAAGGGCUAUGCUCAUCGGGACCUUAAACCAGAAAACUUGCUGAUUGAUGAAGAUCAUAACUUGAAGCUGAUUGACUUUGGUCUUUGUGCAAAACCCAAAAGUGACAAGGAUUGCCAUCUCCAUACCUGUUGUGGGAGCCCAGCUUAUGCAGCACCUGAAUUAAUUCAAGGCAAAUCUUAUCUUGGAUCAGAGGCUGAUGUUUGGAGCAUGGGAAUACUCUUAUAUGCCCUAUUGUGUGGAUUUCUGCCAUUUGAUGAUGACAAUGUCAUGGUUUUAUACAAGAAGAUAACCAAAGGGAAAUACGUGGUUCCUAAAUGGCUGUCUAUUGGCAGCACUUUGCUUCUCCAGCAAAUGCUGCAGGUGGACCCAAAGAAGAGGAUUUCAGUGAAACAUCUGCUGAACCACCCUUGGAUCGUGCAAAGUUACCUGUGUCCUGUGGACUGGCAAAGUAAAUAUGAAAUUGGAAAACUUGAUGAAGACUGUGUUAUUGAACUUUCAGUUUAUUUUAAACGCAACAAGCAGACAAUGGAGAAACUGAUUUCAAUGUGGAAAUAUGAUCAACUUUCAGCUACAUACCUCCUACUUCUAGCUAAGAAGGAUCAGGGUAAACCGAUACGUCUAAGAUUGCCAUCUGCAUUCCAUGAACAAACAAGUUUGACUCCAUUCAGUGAAUUUAAGAAGCUUAGUCUGGAAGAAGCAGGGGACGGUGCUGGUUCUUUUGAACUAGGCUCUAUAAAAUGUCCUGGAAAAGAUGAAUUGACUGAAGACAGUCCAUCAGCAGAGAUAGGGCCAAAUAUCUCCCCCAAAACUGAGCUGGCAAAACAUCAGACGGAAUCGCUUGGUGCGGAGUCUAAACCAUUAACUCCAGUCAUUCGCAGAGCAGCCAUAAAGAAAUCAGAGAACAAAGAGAAUUUAUGCACUCCUAUGUCUGGUGUAAAGGAUGAAGAGUACUUCAUGCUCCCUGCUCCAAAGACUCCAGUUACUAAGAAAUUGAAUGAGAAAGGAAUACUAACCACACCGAACAGUCGCACUGUUCCUUCCAAAGAGAAAGAUCAGCCCCCUAAAGAAACAACAGUGAAAACCUCUACAGACUCUGAUAUUUCAACUGAUUUGGUAGGAGCUGUCAUUAGUCCUGAAAGAAGGUGCCACUCAGUAGAAUUGGCUCUCAACCAAGCCCAUAUGGAGAGUGCUCAGAAGAAAAAAGGAAUGGGAGUAUUUGGAAGUCUUGAAAGAGGCUUGGAUAAAGUGAUUACAAUGUUUACACCAAGUAAAAGGAAGGGCUCUGCCGGAGAUGGACCAAGAAGACUGAGGGCCCAUUAUAAUGUGACCACAACCAAAUUAGUGAAUCCAGACGUACUCUUGAAUGAAAUCAUUUCUGUCCUUCCAAAGAAACAUGUUGAAUAUGUGCAGAAAGGCUAUACCCUGAAAUGCCAAACACAGUCAGAUUUUGGCAAAGUAACAAUGCAGUUUGAGCUAGAAGUAUGCCAGCUUAGCAAACCCGAUGUCGUGGGUAUUAGGAGACAGCGGCUUAAGGGCGAUGCUUGGGUCUACAAAAGAUUAGUGGAAGACAUCCUAUCUAGCUGCAAGGUGUAAUUAGAUCUCCUACAGGAUCUGUGCCUCAGCAGAGGCAGGAAGGCAGGAGUUGAUUUGUUUUAUUUUUAAAGUUCAUUAUAAUUUAAAAACUAAUUUAAAAACUAUCUUAAGGACCACAUAUUUGUUUAAGCAGAAGGCAUUACUUUGUGAAUACAUCCAAGACAAACCCAUCUGUCAUCUGUCUGUCAUUUUAAUUGUACAUCUUUGUAUAUUCAUAACUAGUCAUGUCUGGGGGCUCUCUUCCUCAUCUGAAACUUCUGCCUGCAAAUGUGUAAUUUUCUGAAAUAAAACAAUUGUCAAUAUA
Tachyglossus aculeatus (Australian echidna) is the source of this 2450-nucleotide messenger RNA. It is a transcript of the gene MELK, whose product is annotated as maternal embryonic leucine zipper kinase. Lineage: Eukaryota; Metazoa; Chordata; Mammalia; Monotremata; Tachyglossidae. Gene Ontology annotation, cellular component: cytoplasm. Gene Ontology annotation, biological process: protein phosphorylation; microtubule cytoskeleton organization; intracellular signal transduction. The record is from RefSeq and is a predicted model, not a curated record. The coding region runs from base 173 to 2146 and encodes 657 amino acids. The transcript is spliced from 18 exons. Gene Ontology annotation, molecular function: ATP binding; tau-protein kinase activity; protein serine/threonine kinase activity.